Molecule: messenger RNA, 522 nt
Organism: Mesocestoides corti
Lineage: Eukaryota; Metazoa; Platyhelminthes; Cestoda; Cyclophyllidea; Mesocestoididae
Source: the annotation of a GenBank genome assembly
AUGGAAAGCGGAGUGCUAACGGCAACAGAAUACAACGCAUCUGUUCGCCAAUUUCACGAAGCCAUCCAAAGAGAAUACACCGCGGACGUGUGGAAAAUCGAGUCAGUUGGCAACUCACCAACACUCGAGCUUGUCUGCUACACCAGUCGCGGGGGGACAUCCACCGCGUCCUCCCCCGCGCGUCUUGAAUACCGGACUGUCUACAACGACGCGUACGCGGUUCCCGUCCUCCUUUUUCGAGGUUCCUUUCACGACGGUAGUCAAGUGCCCAUUUCCUACUUUUGGCAGUGCUUCUCCAAACGAGCUGACCGACAGAACCAGGCUCAGCAGGAAAUGUGGUCGGUCGUAAGCCAGACAGAGCACAGGCCCUCCGGGGUGCCGUACUUCAUGUUGCACCCCUGCAGGACGCGUGAACUCAUGACCACUGUCAACCCCCCUGACGUCCUUUCCUACAUCAAAUUUUGGUUAUCGUUUAUUGCUCGGUAUUUUGACAUCUACGUGCCUCCCUCAAUCACUACUUAA